Messenger RNA from Penicillium daleae, 1101 nucleotides. Its product is annotated as glycoside hydrolase family 16 protein. Gene Ontology annotation, molecular function: hydrolase activity, hydrolyzing O-glycosyl compounds; glycosyltransferase activity. The transcript is spliced from 2 exons. The record is from RefSeq and is a predicted model, not a curated record. Gene Ontology annotation, cellular component: fungal-type cell wall. Lineage: Eukaryota; Fungi; Ascomycota; Eurotiomycetes; Eurotiales; Aspergillaceae. Gene Ontology annotation, biological process: fungal-type cell wall organization; carbohydrate metabolic process. The coding region runs from base 1 to 1101 and encodes 366 amino acids.
AUGAAAAACUUCUUGACUGUCGCUGCUCUUGCAGCCCUGGCUGGCUCUGCCGUCGCCCAAACCUCUACCGACUGCAAUCCCAUGAACCAGACCUGUCCCGCUGACACGGCCCUCGGAACCGAACAUACCUGGUGGUUCAACUCGACGCUCGACUCGAAGAUUUGGGACAUGAAAACUGGUUCGAUAUCCUACACUAGCGAUGCUGCAGAGUUUACCAUCUCGAAGGUCAACGAGUCCACCCUUCUCCAGUCCAACUUCUACAUAUUCUUCGGCGUGGUAGAAUCCUGGGUCAAGAUGGCUAAGGGUGCGGGUAUUGUGAGCAGUGUGGUUUUGGAGUCGGAUGAUCUGGAUGAGAUUGAUUGGGAAUGGGUUGGAUAUAACACCAGUGCGGUGCAAACCAACUUCUUCGGCAAGGGCAACACGACUACCUACGACCGUGGCAAGACAAUCUAUAUCGCCAAUGCAGACACUGAGUGGCACAACUACACAACCUGGUGGGACUCUGACAAGCUUGAAUGGUGGAUUGAUGGCAAUCUCGUGCGAACUCUGCUCUACACUGAUGCGACUGCCCUGGGUGGCAGGAAUUACCCGCAAACACCAUGCCAGGUCAAGAUCAGUAACUGGCCUGCUGGUUUGAAAAGUGCUGCCAACGGUACUAUUGAGUGGGCAGGUGGUUUGGUGAACUAUGAUGAAGGCCCAUUCACUAUGAGCGUUCAGCGUAUGCGUGUCCAGGAUUUCCACACUGGCAAGGAGUACAGCUACGGGGACAAGUCUGGUGACUGGACCAGUAUCAAGGUGGCAGGCGGAAACUCGACCGUCCUGGAUGAGCUCAACAAGCCCCCUGCGAAGACACUGGCCGAGAAAUGGGCCGACCUUGGCAACGGUGCGCACAUUGGAGUUUACGCUGGUGCUGCGGCUGCUGGUGUCCUGGCAAUUGUUGCUUUGGCACUCGUCUGCUUGCGUCAGCGCCGGAAGGGUCGCCUUGAGAAUGCUCUAGACGACUCGCGGUACGCUACCGAGCGCACAGAGAUGGAGAACUACCAGAACGACUGGAAGCAGAGCGAGUGGAAGCACUCCGGCUACAGCAAGGUUAUCAGCUAG